CUUCUUUUUCUGUGAAGUUUUGUAAAAGAACUUUACUCACAGUGACAGUUUAUCUGCUGGAGACUCAUGGCCCUGAGCAAGAUCCGGACCCGCGCCCCGUUUCUUUGGACCCUUACUAUAUUCAUUAUGACCGGGGCUUUAUAUACGUUAAACACAUUAACACCAAAGAACAAAUGGUAUCAGCCUCCCCCCAAGAGUUAUCAUUCCAACGAAGCAACCCCAUCCCUAAACACAUCUCAUAACCUCAAAGCCGAAGAGAUCCAGAAGAUCCUGAAACUCCUUGAAUGGCCGGAACCUCCCAAUUCCACCAGCUUCCUGUCAUCUACCAAUCCCAAUACCACUGAGUGCUCUUUGCUGGAUCCACGUACUACAUACAACGUGGGGGAGCGUGUAAAGGUCUUCAUCAGAGCUCGAGACCACAAUGGUCACCCCAAAACCUAUGGGGGGGAUUAUUUCCAGGCCAAGCUGCAUUCUCCAAAUCUGAAAGCUGGAGUAACCGGUUCCAUCACGGACCACAAAAAUGGCAGUUACACCGCCACCUUUCUUCUUCUGUGGCCUGGAAUCUGUAACAUCUCUAUCUCACUCGUCCAUUCCAGUGAAGCCAUCGUCAUCCUGAGGAAGAAGAGAGAGACUCGCCCUGAUAAAGUGUAUUACGCUGGAUAUUUCCACUAUAAAAGGAAAAAGGCUGUAGUGGAGUGUAAUGCUCAGCCCCCUGGACAGGACGUGUGUUCUUACCGCGAUUCACAUACAGGGGAGGAGUGGUUCUGUGUGCGUCCACAAGGUUUUCCCUGCACCUCAUACCUUGAGCAUUCCAGCAGCGGCAAUCGUGAAAUACUGACCUCUGCCGAGCGAGAGUUUCUGAACAGCUCUGUCUCCAAUAAGGUGAUUCCAUCAGCCCUCCCAGGUCUUGUAGUCCAGCCCCAGAAGAGAACCACUGAGGUUAAAAAUAUCUGUAAACCCGGCUUAACAAAUCCAGAACCGGCAGGGUAUUAUUACCAGGAUAAGUGGAAUUCCCUCGUCUGCAGGAACCGGAAUUUCCCCACACCUGCUACCGUCACGGCCUGUCUGAAGGGGAAAGUCGUGUACAUGUUUGGGGACUCAACGCUGCGGCAGUGGUGGGAAUACCUGGUGGAUUUUGUUCCAUCUCUUCAGAGGGUGGACCUCCAUGUGAGUUACACCUCCGGGCCCCUGCUGGCCACGGAUACAGAACAUAAUUUUCUUUUGCACUGGCGGGCACACCAGAGACCCCUAAGCAUGAAGCGCACCCGGCUGCAGGAACUGAAGUACAUCGCCAACGAGCUGGAUGGCAUGGGAGGAGGAGACGACGGAUUGGUGAUCGUUAUAAACUGCCUGGCUCAUUUUAUCUUCUUCCCAGUUGAUGUUUAUUUGAGAAGGAUGGUCAUUAUCCGUGAUGCUGUGGCCCGGCUACUGGAGCGAAGUCCAAGGACCAAGGUCAUAAUUAAGUCCGGGAACACGGGGUUCCUGUUUAUCCACGGCAGCGACUGGUUAUCCUUGCAGCUGGACACGGUGAUGAGGGCCGUGUUUUCAGGACUCCCAGUUACCAUACUGGACGCCUGGCAGAUGACCUCCUGCCACUACCUGCCAAAUAAAAUCCAUCCCAAGAAGAUCAUUAUAGAGAACAUGGUGGACCUAAUGCUGUCCUUUAUCUGUCCCAAAUAACUGGCCAAAACCGCACAUGGCUUUAACCGCUUAAGGACCGCCACACGAUCAUUUACGUUGAGAGAAUGGCACGGCUGGGCAAAUGGGCGUACAGGUACAUCCCCUUUAAUUUGGCGCUGUGUGGUUGCGUGCCGGAGGCGGCGCACUCGCAACCCUGUGACUGUGCCCGCGGGACCCGCGGACUCGAU
Rana temporaria (common frog) is the source of this 1868-nucleotide messenger RNA. RefSeq names its product NXPE family member 3-like. The transcript is spliced from 6 exons. The record is from RefSeq and is a predicted model, not a curated record. NCBI's taxonomy places the organism in Eukaryota, Metazoa, Chordata, Amphibia, Anura, Ranidae. The coding region runs from base 67 to 1680 and encodes 537 amino acids.